Molecule: messenger RNA, 4609 nt
Organism: Hipposideros armiger (great roundleaf bat)
Lineage: Eukaryota; Metazoa; Chordata; Mammalia; Chiroptera; Hipposideridae
Gene: LRAT
Product: lecithin retinol acyltransferase
Exons: 3
Coding region: 261-941 (226 amino acids)
Biological process (GO): vitamin A metabolic process; retinol metabolic process
Cellular component (GO): rough endoplasmic reticulum
Molecular function (GO): phosphatidylcholine-retinol O-acyltransferase activity
Source: RefSeq, a predicted model, not a curated record
UUUGCGAAGAGGAGAACACGCUAGAGCAUAGCGCUGGGUCCUGCGUCCCUGUACUGCACGGGACCCCAGGCGCGCUUCUUUGCUGUCUUCUAGCGCGGGUCUCACUGUCUCCGCGGUCAGUCGUCGCUAGUUCCUCAUCCUCCUCAGUCCCCUGUGAGGUGCGAACGAGCCAAUCUGUAGGCUUCUUCCCCUUCCUUUUUUCUCUCCCUCCCUCCUCCGCAGCCGCCGUCCCCAGAGGUGCUGGGCUGCUGGCCCGCAGGAUGAAGAACCCAAUGCUCCAGGCAGUGUCCUUACUGCUGGAGAAGCUGUUCCUCUUCUCGAACUUCAAGCUCUUCAGUUUGGGCGCCCCGAGCGAAGACAAGGCGAGGAACAUCAACUCUUUCCUCCGCGGCGAUGUGCUGGAGGUGCCCCGGUUCCACCUGACCCACAGUGGCAUCUACCUGGGCGACAACCGUGUCGCCCACAUGAUGCCCGACAUCCUAUUGAUCCUGAGGGCCCACAAGGGGCUCACGCAGAACGUGGUCUCCAACAAGCGUCUCAUCCUAGGUGUUAUAAGUAGGGUGGCCAGCAUUCGCGUGGACACAGUGGAGGACUUCGCCUACGGAGCCGAAAUCCUAGUCAAUAACCUGGACAAGGCCCUCAAGAAGAAGGCGCUGCCCAACGAAGAGGUAGCGAGGAGGGCGGAGAAGCGGCUUGGUCUUACUACCUACAGCCUACUGUGGAACAACUGUGAGCACUUCGUGACCUACUGUAGAUUCGGCACCGCGAUCAGCCCCCAGGCUGACAAGUUUCGUGAGACAUUGAAGAUAAUUAUUCGUGAUCAGAGAAGUGUUCUUGCCUCAGCACUCUUGGGAUUGGCAUCUAUAAUCUAUCUGGGGUUGACAUCAUAUACUGCCCUUCCUGCAAUUUUUAUUCCAGUCUGCUUAUGGCUGGCUGGCUAACUUCACAACCUCGUGUCAGUAUUCUGUGUGUGAAAGUUUAUAUUUAUAGGGCACAAAUCAGUAUAACUAUCGUCGAUAAAAGUGUGACCUGUGACACUGUCUGGAUAAAAAUGUGAUUAAGAAUCACAGAAAAUGCUUACUGUGUAAGCCCAAGAACAAAGGCUUUCUGGUCUUCCUCAGGCAGUUCCAAUAUAAAAUACAUGGCGACUUGUGAUAGAAUUCAUCAUUACAAGAAAACCAGCCCUUAAGAUGAUGGCCACAGGAGAUUGUUUGUGUUAGUGUUUCUCCUGUAAUCAUUGAUCAUCUCUGUUACGCCUGAAUUUGAAGAUUGGAAGACUUACUGAAUGAGAUCACUAACUUUAUUGUAAAUUUACCUUGUUUUAUUGUAAAACUUAUAUUAAACUGAAUUUCUCAUGUUAAGAUGAAAACAUGUUUGAUGAUUGGCCAAAAAAAAUUUGCAAUCUUUUUUCAUGUAUCAUAUAUGAUUCUCAACAAGUCAAGAAUAUUUCAUUACUUGAAACCACAUUGGCACAGUUAUGGUUUGAUGAUAAAGUAACUGACCGGAAGUAUAGAAAUCUGUUUUCCUGUAGAAAUAUCUACUACAGCAUCAGUUGAACAAUUUGAUUUGGCUUUACUUAAUAAGAAAGACUGGCAUUCAUUUUUUGUUUGUUUGGGUUUUUUUCCUUUUAUAUGUCACUGUGGUUACUUUAAACCACUCUGAGAGGUAAAUAUUUAGAUAUGGGACUAAAGUAAUUUGGAUUCUUGGAGUAUGGAUGUGCCAAUUAAACAUGCAGAUAUCCACAUGCAUUCAGAUUGAUGAGAAACAAAUUUUGUUCUUGAUUACUUUAUUAUCAUACCAGUCUGGUUAUUAUAGAGCAUUUGUGGAGGUGAAUGUUAAAGCAAGUUUAAUCCACUUUCUUAAGCCCUUGGCUGUGGUGUAACUUGCAUAUAUGUCAUUGGAUGUUUAACUUUUAAAGCAGUUACUAAUGUACUGUAUAAAUUUUAAAAACCCUCAGAUUUGUUUUCUAGUCAGUUUUCUCCAUUUCAUUGCCAAGUAAGCUUACACCCUUAAAAGAAGGAUGCCACGGCAGUAUGUAAACUCCAAACGAGUCAGACCAAUGGAAACAACUGUUAGAAAUCAUUCUUAAGUGUCUCAGAACUGCCAGCCAUGUAAAUUGAUUACAUUGAGGCUGUUUCAAUAUCAGAGCGGAGAUGCAGCAGUGUGAAAGCAAGCGUUCAAGUACUUUUCCAAAGUUCUAAAAUUCUAAAAUUAAGCCACAUCUAGACUUGUGUUUCAAGUAUUAAAGUUAUUUUAUAAACUAUCAAGAAUGACAAAAUAAUGAGUAACAUAAUGGUUGGUAUGAGACGGGCAGGUUCCGUCACUCAGUGAUCCAACCACAACAAAUUUAAUAGCAGAUUUUAAUGUAACUGAUGUUUUAUCACCACCAAUUUACCCACACCAAAUUCAGUUGGAGUUUAAUAAUUAAGCUUUGUGUUUAUUCAUUUAAAUUAAAACAUGAAAUGGAAACACUACAGCAUAAAGUUCUAUGGGUCUUCUCCAACCCUUAAAAUUAUUUUAACUAUGUAUACAAAAAAACAACCACCAUGAGAUAUCCACUGUAUUAGUGUUUUUUUCAAUGAUUGUAGUGAAAAUUGUCUUGUAGCAAUUGCUUAAAUCAUUUUUAAAAAAUACAGUGUCCUCAUAAAUAAUGAACACCUUUUUGCAAACUUUAGUAUUGCAGAUAGUAAAAACCACUGAUGUUAAAUCUGUGUUCAAAGAAAGCGAUCCGCAUUGAAUGCCAAGGGAAGUACUUAAGGUUGGAAUUAACAUAAUUAGUCUUGACUCACUUCAUAUUCUUAAAGCAAUAUUCAAUUCAUCAUUUGUUUGAGCGCUCACAUAUGCCUGUUGCAAUUUCAUGGUCUAGAAUGAAUAUCCUUUAACUCCCCAUAUUAAAGUGUAUGCAGUGCUAUGGAAAUGCAGGGGAAGAAGACACUAAAUUGUCAGAGAAAUCUCUUUGAAGGAGGCAAUGCUAGCAUUAAGCUGAGAAAUAGUAAGAGGUGAUCUUAUCAUAGCUGAUGUGAUGUCCCACUACAUAUGGGAAAAGGGAACUGGGAGGAAGAUUUUAUUGAGUUGUCGGAAAAGUCAUGAUGUAUAUUUUCUAUGUUUUUCAUUGCAAAAAUGCGUCAUGACUUUUCCGACAACCCAAUAUUUACUAAACGUGGUGCCACAACACUAGAAGUUUUUGAACUUAGGCAAAAAGGAGAGUUUUUGGUUUUUUUGUGCUCAGUUUGAUUAGUUGCUUGACUAGCUAGAAAAAGACAUAAAUAUUCCUGAUUGUGGUUGUGGAAGAAACCCUGAGCCAUUAAUAUGUCUUGAGUGAAUUUCAAGACUGGGCUUCAUCAGUUAAGAUGUAUCCUUAUGAUCCUGAGACCUUGUAUUUUCAAACUUCUGACUUAUGAAAUGAUAAUCAGGCAGUAUCCGAUGCAGUGUUUUGUUGCUUUUUUUUUUUCCCCCCCACACCUAGAUGAAUAACAAAUAGGACUAUUGGGGCUAAGAUGAAAUAAUACAAGAGUCAGGUACUGUGCAGGUGUUAAGGAUGAAAAGGUGAAAGACGUGGACCUCUUUCUCAAAGUUCAUAGCCACGUGGACAUAGAAGUAUUAAGACAUUAUUCAAUAGGGCUGAUUGAAGGCAUAGAAAAAGAAGUGGUUGGUUCUAACUGAUCAGGCCAAAAUUAUAGGGACUGAGGCUUGGAAAAGUGAGGUGUUUUCCAGAGGACAGAUUUGGGCAGGACAUUCUACACAAUGGGAACAGCAUGAGCAAAUGCAUGAAAACUGCCCACGUAAGUGCGAGGCACACUACUAUUUGUUGACUGAAAGCAUGAAAUUCCAUUGAGCAUCCGGGCAAAAGCAAGUGGUUCAGAGGCUAGAGCAGAGCAAAGAUGAUGAGGAGAGAUGUCGGAAAAAGAAACCAGCGAUUACGUGGUGCAAGUCUUGUGCAGACCAAAAAGUGUGCACUUAAUGAACAGGCGAUGGAGAUUUGGGGUUCAGAAACGUAACUCCCAAAAGUACGGAGGAAGGGUGGGAGCAUGGGGCAAGACAGGAUGAGGCGAUCUAGUAGGGAGACAAGCUAUGGUUCUCAGUCUCAAAUAAGGAUCUGUAAUUGUGAGGAUGGAGCGCAGAUGUGUCAAGGAAGUGUCAACAGACUUCAGCCAAAUCUUUAUUUUUGAGUAAGUCUUGGUGGGGUGUCAGGGAGGAGUCAUUCAUCCUUCUUUCCUGCCAGCAAGUUGGUUUCUGAGAAAUAAGUGAACAUGGCAGCUGUGCGUCUAUCGGAUACUCCAUAUCUUUGUUCUGCUAGAUAUAUUUCUUUUUAAGGACAAGCAAAUAAGGUUUUCUUGUUUAAAAGAUUUUUUUUUUCAGGGUAUAUAUUUCUUAGUUUUUCUAUUUCAUACUAUUACUGUCAAAUAUAAAAAAAAUGUUUUCUAGCAAUAUUGAAGUUAUACCAAUGGCAAAGCUUUUUUGUUACAGAUGAGAGGCAUGUAAGAAAUGGUAGUUGCCAAUCUUCUGUUUUAUAUGAUUUAUUUAGAGAGUUUUACCCAACCAAGAUCUGUUAGCUCAACUAAUUUUAUAUUUGGUAUACAUGUAUGUUAAAUAAAAUCAAUUUUACAUA